CGUCAUCGCAGAUUAGUCACAUCCGGGUGAGCAUUUUGAGAUCCGUGGACGUGUUUACUUUGAAGCUGUUGGCUCUUGGUCUUCAGGAUGUACGGAUCCUUCCGGGUGCUGCUGCAGGUCCUGUGGGCCCUGCUGCUUUGGGGCUGGGUGCUGGGCUCCGAGCUCACCUUUGAGCUGCCGGACAACGCCAAGCAGUGUUUCUACGAGGACAUCACCAUCGGUACCAAGUGUACACUGGAGUUCCAGGUGGUGACGGGCGGUCACUAUGAUGUGGACUGUCGUUUGGAAGACCCAGAUGGCAACACACUCUACAAGGAGAUGAAAAAGCAAUAUGACAGCUUUACCUUCACUGCUUCCAGGAAUGGCACCUACAAGUUCUGCUUUAGUAAUGAGUUCUCCACCUUCACGCACAAGACGGUGUAUUUUGACUUUCAGGUCGGGGAUGAUCCUCCACUUUUCCCCAAUGAGAACAGAGUCACUGCUCUCACCCAGAUGGAAUCAGCCUGUGUGUCUAUCCACGAGGCCCUGAAGUCAGUCAUCGACUACCAGACACAUUUCCGCCUCCGUGAGGCUCAGGGUCGCAGUCGGGCAGAGGACCUCAACACUCGUGUUGCAUUCUGGUCCAUUGGAGAAGCCAUUAUUCUUUUGGUUGUCAGCAUCAGCCAGGUGGUCCUGCUGAGAAGCUUCUUCUCUGACAGGAAGACCACUACAACACGUGUCGGAUCAUAACAGUCUCUGAGCUCUGGGAUCUUUAUUCAUCACGUUCUUUCUUUACAUGAGCUUGUGUGUAUUGAGUUGCUUAGAAUAGCAGGGCUGAAUUGACAUUGGAUCAUAUCUAAUUGCCACCAUCUAAGGUCCUUUCGUGUUCAGUACUGCUCUUCUAAGAAAUUUAAUGCAACCAAGUCUUGCGCAAAAAGGUUGUGUGUUUAAAACGAUUGUGAGGUUAAAGGAAAACGGAAGAAAGGCUUGAUUGUGUUGCUUCUAAAUAUGUUUUUUGAGGCAGUUCAAGCAGCUGGUCAUAUAGUUUAAAAAAAAACAACAACUUACUUUUGAAUAUUGGAAUUUUCUCAAUGUGUUCCUACUUUAUUUGUGGCCUUUUUGCCCCCAUGAUCUCAUACCCUCUCUCCUUGAUCGGUUCCAUUUUCAGCCCAAACUUUGCACUGAAAUAACCAAGGUAGUGAAAGGUGUAACUGAAAGUAUUCAUAAUGUACAGUACCAUGCCAAAGUCUCAGGGCACCACCAGUCAUACAACACGUGUAUGUAAUGCUCAAUCAUGUGUUGAAUAAACCUGCCAUAUUAGACCUUUUUUCUCAGCAGAUAUUUAUCAACAUGGAAUAGUAGGACAAACGCAGAUUUUACCACAUUAAUUAGGGUUCCACUCCAGAUUUAAGAGAGUCAGGGUCGUGCUAUAGUGCUCAAGUGUAAGGGUAGGCCACACCAAACACUUGACACACUGGCCUGUAGAAGUUGUAUUUUUCUGGAAAAAGUGAUUUUGAAACCGCAUGCAUGUUUCCCAUGUUUACUGGACGUGUUCUAGUAAAGUGAUUGGGAAAUAAUUAUCAUACCAUAGACCAUACAGUAAUUGUACUGUAUGACCAUUGUGGUAUUGCUAAAACAAGAAAAAAAUGGUGGCCUAAGACUUAUGCACAGUAUUGUAGGUGUAAGAAUAUACAGUGGAUAUUUCUUUAUCUACAAACCGUUGGGUCACUAUCACUAAGAUUUGCAUUUAUUAUGACAAGAAAAUUCAUGUUCCAUGUUCUCAUUGUUAUUAAACCUUACCUUGUUUAGUGAGAAAGACUAGAUAUUGUGUUUGCUUUUACUAGUUUUGCCAUUUUAGAUUAGUUAUUGGAAGGGGGUAUGCUGUGCAGAGUAAAUUACUUCAAUAUUAACUUGAAGGAGUGAGCUAUUUUGUAUUUAAGCUAUUUUUAUUUGGAUUAAAGUACUCGCAUCGCCCAUUAAUUGACCCAAAAUACACCUACUUGACCACACCAAGGUGAAUCAUCACCCCUAAAUUAUAUUUGUUUGACUUAGUUUUAGGGAAACCUUUACUAUAUCUGAAAAAUGGCACAUUUUGUGGUAAUAGGCAAUGCCUAUUACCAAGCGCACCAUGUUGUUACAUAAACGGUCAGUCAUAGUUCCCAGCAAUGUUAUAUCUAGUGCUGCCUUUGCUAUUUAAAGUGCAACAACUUAUUUAUAUUGUGGGCUGAUAUUGUCCUUGUGGUUUUAUACAGUACUGUUGUAAAAUGUAUGUUUUUCUUUUGCAAAAUGUUGCUUAAAUUCAAUUCUAGUAUUUGUAAGUUGUAAUUUCAGAUGAUUUCCCCUCACCAACUACUUGGUUCUUCUUCAAACAAAAAAGAACAACAUUUUGGACAGAGUUGAUUUAAUUUGACAGGCACUCAUUUUUUUCUUUCAUCAGUUGAUUCCAUAAAUGGUUUUCAACAUGCAAGUUUCUUGAAAUUUUCAUUAAACAUUUGUAUGUGCAGGAAGCUACACAUUAA
This is a messenger RNA of Solea senegalensis (Senegalese sole), 2498 nucleotides long. Its product is annotated as transmembrane emp24 domain-containing protein 7-like. Bases 88 to 729 code for a protein of 213 amino acids. Gene Ontology annotation, cellular component: endoplasmic reticulum-Golgi intermediate compartment; Golgi apparatus; endoplasmic reticulum. The record is from RefSeq and is a predicted model, not a curated record. NCBI's taxonomy places the organism in Eukaryota, Metazoa, Chordata, Actinopteri, Pleuronectiformes, Soleidae. The transcript is spliced from 4 exons. Gene Ontology annotation, biological process: Golgi organization; intracellular protein transport; endoplasmic reticulum to Golgi vesicle-mediated transport.